This is a messenger RNA of Tachysurus fulvidraco (yellow catfish), 1941 nucleotides long. RefSeq names its product CMRF35-like molecule 5. The coding region runs from base 660 to 1679 and encodes 339 amino acids. The transcript has 7 exons. Lineage: Eukaryota; Metazoa; Chordata; Actinopteri; Siluriformes; Bagridae. The record is from RefSeq and is a predicted model, not a curated record.
ACAGCUUCACUCUUAUGUAGUCUGAUAGAAGUGACAGAAGGCCUCGACUGCACUACAAAGAACAAGAUUUGUGACGUUCUUGUACUUGAGCAGAGUUUUAAUCCACAUAAUGAUGUCAUUGUAUUGCAGAAGAUCUCAGGAAACAAACAAAAACAUUACUAUCUGUUCCGUCGGUUUACAUAAUGUCAAGGUCUUCACUUUAUGACCAUCACAAGCCAUUAUGGGCUUUAAUCUUCAACAAGGAUGCAUUGAUCAAGGCUUUGUUUUAAUCCCUGGAGCACAUCUAGUUGCAGACUGGUACAUUUUACAAACUAUUAUAUACUCAAACUCUCUACAGACUGAGAGGAAAAACAAAGACGUGACAUCACAGUUACGUUGCAGUACACAACUCCACUGGUCAUUAGUUUAGUAUCAGAAACAUGUUUUCUGUUCUUUUGUUUCUGUUACAUUGACAGCAGCUGUUGUAACAACGACACUCAACACUUCACACAAACUUCCUGAGUGGUUUUCUGUCAGCAGCUCAAAAGUGGAAGUGGACAUGAUGUUGCUUUCUUCUAAGGCCACACAAAAAAAGACGCCCAGUCACAGAGACAAGGACAGUGCUGGAGUGUCGUAUAACUAAUAUUUUAUUAUUAAUAUUUUCUGAGUCUGGAUUUAGAAUGAAGAUCCUUCUCAUCUUCACCUUCUUCCUAAUUCCAGCUGGUACUGAUGCUGUAACUAUAGUAACUGGAUACAGAGGAGGAUCAGUUCAGAUUAAAUGUCCCUAUAAAUCUGGAUAUGAAGAUAACAAGAAGUAUCUCUGCAGAGGUGAAUGUUCCUAUGUGGGGAAUAAAGACAUUCCUGUUGAAUCUGGAUCUCCUGCUAAAGACCCCAGAUUUUCUCUGUAUGAUGACAAAACAGCCCGAGUCUUCACCGUCACCAUCACUGAUCUGAGACCUGAGGAUGGAGGCACUUACUGGUGUGUGAUAGAGCGGACAUUGCCUUUGUCUGAUAUUUACACAAAGAUUCUCCUGCAGGUUAAAACAGAUGAUCCCACCAUCAGUUCUGUCUCACACACCACACACACUCCAACCCAUGGGGACACGACACAUUCAGUAACAGAUAAGUUACUAACUUAUACUACCCACAAAACCCCCAUCACUUCCUCAUCUCAGGGUUUCCAAACUUUACCUGUCAUCAUUGCCGUGUCUGUUGUUCUCGUGCUGCUUCUCAUUGCCCUUUUAUUUACUGUACUGAUACAGUGGAAAAAGAAGAACCAAGCCUCAUCUUCAGCCCAAUCCUUAAAAAGCUCCUCAAACCCCCGUGUGCUUCCAGCACCAGCCUGUGACUACGAGGAGGUUAAAGACAGCAGAGCUCUUUCUAACACAAUUUACUGUACUGCUCAGUUAUCCACAAACCUCCCUGAUGGUUCUGAAACCAUUUACUGCAACACUGAAUUACCGACAACUCCAACUGUUUAUUCUACAGCACAAAACCCAUCAGAUUCUCCUGAUCAGGACUUCUACUCCUCAGCUCAGUUACCCUCAGCAGUCUGUGCUACUUCACCAUCAGUGGUGAAAUCAGGUGAAAGUCCAAUGUAUGCAGCAGUGAAUUUUGAGACCAGCUCUUAUGGUGCAGCUCCAACAGCCGUCUACAAGAACAAGAGCAACUCCUGUGUUUAUGCUACUGUAAAUAGCUAGUUAGCAUUCAUCUGAAUGCUAAUCAUUCUGAGUUAUUUGUUCUUUUUAGCAGCCCUUUAUAUUACAUAUUAUACAUCAUAACACUUCAUUCAGUUCAGUUCAAUUUUAUUUGUAUAGCACUUUUAGCAAUGUCAUUGUCUCAGAACAAUAUUAUACAAAGAUUAAUAUAAUACAAAACUUUAAGAUUAAUGUUAGACUUAUAGUUAAAUGUGUUAUAUUUUUUAAUGAACAAGCCUGAGGUAACUGAGGCUGUGGUGAGGAA